This is a messenger RNA of Exaiptasia diaphana, 1050 nucleotides long. Its product is annotated as QRFP-like peptide receptor. The record is from RefSeq and is a predicted model, not a curated record. The transcript is spliced from 2 exons. The coding region runs from base 1 to 1050 and encodes 349 amino acids. NCBI's taxonomy places the organism in Eukaryota, Metazoa, Cnidaria, Anthozoa, Actiniaria, Aiptasiidae. Gene Ontology annotation, cellular component: membrane. Gene Ontology annotation, biological process: G protein-coupled receptor signaling pathway. Gene Ontology annotation, molecular function: G protein-coupled receptor activity.
AUGUCGAUUCCACAGGGAGUCCAACACGGAAUUGCUUCAGUAUUUGCUGUUAUGAUUCUUAUCAACUUUGUGGGUAAUUCUUUAGUUAUUCGAAUCGUACAAACAAACCARUACAUGAAAACACCAAUGAACUAUUUACUGCUCAACUUGGCAGUUGCUGACAUGACAGUAGCAGUUUUUUUAGCACCGAGGUACGUACUACGAAACGUCUUCACCCAUCCAAUGGGCGUGGCAGGUACCUACAUGUGUAAAUUUCUCACAGGRGAAGUUUUGACUUGGGUGGGUGCCUUGUCCUCAGUCUACACACUCGUCGCUAUUUCCAUCGAGAGAUACUACGCCAUUAUGAAGCCACACAGCAGUAAAUCGAGGUUUACAACAAAGAAAKCUAAACWCACUGCUGCAGCRUGCUGGGUCUUCGCGACCUUGUGGAAUCUUCCUCUGUUUCUUUUCUCAUAUUUUGAYGAGAARAACAAGUUUUGUAACUUUGCGUGGCCGUUCAAGGAUUUCACCAAGUAUCACAGUGUUAUUAAYGCGUUUGUAUUCGGAGGGAUUCCAAUUUCCACCAUGCUGUACUUGUAUUGUAAAAUAUCGUACAAGUUAUGGUUCCAGAAUGACCAAAUUGCAAUAUCUCCAAACAAAGUGCAUGYUAAUGCUCGCAAACGUGUUACUAAAAUGGUUUUAACAGUGUCCAUCAUUUUCUGUGUAAUGUGGAUGCCUAACAUUGUAAUCUAUCCUAUAGCUUCUUAUACCGAUAUAGAGCUAUAUGUUCUAUCUAUAAUUUGUGUUUCCAUUAACUCCAGUGUUAACCCACUCAUAUACAGCUUACAUUCCAACAUGUUUAGGAAACAUUUACGCCAAGCCUUGCGGUGCUUCGACCAUGGAAGGGUUGGCGUAAACGCUAAGAACUUAAAAGGGCAACCAGCAMGACAAUCAGCGAUAGUAUCUCCCGAUCAGGUCGUGAUAUCGGGGGUUGUAGAGGGAGCUCAGUCCWAUGUAAAUUUSCCAUCAAAAAGUGGCGAGGUUUAUGGGUACAUGGGAUGCGAUAAUUGA